AGCACACAGAAGUCCCCAACACUGUUGAUGAUGGGCAGCAGAUCACCAGGAAGAAUCUUCAACGCUCUGCUCACUGGAAAAUAAAAGUAUUUGAGGUUUAUCUGGAAUACUGUAACAGAAAGGAGUCACACAUCACGUCUUCAGCACAACAGGAAGGUGAGUCAAACACACAAACAUACAAUGUGUUACAAUAUUUAUGGGUAUAAGGAGUAAAAAGUGUUAACUUGUUUAGUUUUUUUUGUAUUAACUUUGUUGUUAUUCAGAUAAAUGUCUGAUACACACACAUAUACAGUGGAAAAUAAAUAAAUAAAGAUCAGUAGAGGGCUGGGGUUAAACCCCAGAUGGACCCUAAAACAUGUAUUUCUGUCAGAAUCUAUUUUAGAGAGAAGAUGAAAAGGAGGCAACCUCCAUUAACAGACUCCGGAGUCAGGCGGAGGGCACGCUUUGCAUUAGAAAAACGACUCCAUGACAUUGCAGACGACUCUCAUUUAACAGAACAGGCGGUAGAAAACAGGGCAGACCCAUGUGACAACACCAAUGACAGCGAUGGCAACCAUGAUUGUGACUCUAGCGUUACUCCUCAAGUGGAGGAUGACAAUUCAGAUGACCAUCACACAGACAUAGAAUGGGGGGGAGAAGAAAUGGUUUCAGAGUCUGAUGAUGACACUGAUGAAGAGCAUGUGAGCCUUUUGGACAGCUUAGCCAAUUGGGCUGUACAGUUCAGUAUUUCUUUGGUCGCGCUCACAGCCCUCCUUACCCUGUUGAGGGUGUACCACCCAGAACUGCCAAAAGAUGCUAGGACUGUCCUCAAAACAGAAAUUAAUUACAAAAUACAAGAAAAAUGUGGUGGGUUGUAUCAUUAUACAGGUAUCUUGGCAGCGCUUCGUAACACCUUAUCUCAACAUAUACGCAAUGUUGCUGAUGGCUUUAAAUUCAAGCUGCAGAUUAAUAUUGAUGGGUUACCACUGUUUAAAAGCACAAAUAUUCAGUUUUGGCCUAUUUUAGGACUUCUGUUAAGUGUUCCAAUGAAGGAACCUGUUGUCAUAGGCAUUUUUUGUGGCAGUAAAAAACCUUAUCCAGCUGAAGAAUUUUUGCAAGACUUCACAUGUGAGUUACAACAGCUACAGAGAGGUUUUGAUUUCAGUGGGAAAAAAGUGUUCCUUGAAAUGGUUUCUGUUGUGUGUGAUACACCUGCUAGGGCAUUUGUAAAAAACACAAAGGCUCACAAUGGAUAUCACGGAUGUGAUAAAUGUUCCCAGCCAGGUGUUUACAUUAACAGAUGAAUGACUUACCCUUUAAAUAAUUACAUGUUACGGACUGACUCAUCAUUUUCACAGAGAGCUGAUGAGGAUCAUCACCAUGAAGGACCUCAUGGAUUUUCUAAUUUAGAUGUUGGUAUGGUAACUCGGUUUCCCCUUGAUUACAUGCACCUUGCAUGUUUAGGUGUAAUGCGACGAUUGCUAAACAUUUGGCUGAGGGGCCCUCUGAUGUUUCGUUUGUCCUCUAGUCUUGUUGACAGGAUUUCAGAAAGUCUAACUCAGAUGCGUAGGUAUAUACCAGCAGAGUUUGCAAGGAAACCAUGAUCCCUUCGAGAAUUAGAUCGUUGGAAAGCUACAGAGUUCAGACAAUUUCUCUUGUAUACAGGCCCUGUUGUUCUGGAACCAUAUUUAGACAGUAAUUUAUAUAACAACUUUAUGUUGUUAUCUACAGGUAUUUCCAUCCUUGUCAGUCCACAGCUAGUCCAUAUGUAUAGUACAUAUGCAAACACACUGCUCUCCACAUUUGUUAGUCAUUUUGGGGAGCUGUACGGCAGAGAUGCCUUAGUGUAUAAUGUCCAUUCCUUGGUCCACCUGUCUGCAGAUGCAGAUGUGCAUGGUUGUUUGGACACUAUCUCUGCUUUUCCAUUUGAAAAUUACCUUCAUAAACUGAAGAGGUAGUCCAGGAUCAGGUAGUACGAAGGUUAUCAGAGGUUCAAAAGAUCUGCAGCAUUGGUUGUCGUGAGGGUCUAAGAAGGCAACAUUAUGUUGGACCUGUUCCUGAUGGCCUUCAAGCUGAA
Messenger RNA from Hypomesus transpacificus, 2056 nucleotides. RefSeq lists its product as uncharacterized. NCBI's taxonomy places the organism in Eukaryota, Metazoa, Chordata, Actinopteri, Osmeriformes, Osmeridae. Bases 342 to 1283 code for a protein of 313 amino acids. The record is from RefSeq and is a predicted model, not a curated record. The transcript has 2 exons.